CCGCUCCGCGCGCUGCUGUUCCUUUCCUCAAGAGUAAACAAUAAGACGCGGCUUCCACCUUCCCUCGACGCUGUGGUGUCUGUGUUGGCUACUGCUCUAUUGACUGUCCUGGUCAUCCCAGUUAAAUUUCACUGCCUCUCUGAAGUAAAAGCCAGUCACACCCACUGAAGCAUUUACAGUCAGGCAUCCAUAGUUACAUGCAGUCACGGGCAACCACAGUCAUUAAUAGCUGAGCAGACCAAAGGUUAAAGGGUUUAAGCUCCUACUGUCAGCAAAAGAAUAAUACCUGCAGUGCCAACACCCAGUAGCAUUAGAGCUCAUGUAAGUGUCACAUAUACUGCAUACAUGAUAUGUCAUUACUGACAUGAAGCACAGUGUCAGAUAUAAUACAUGUUGUUGUCAGCAGCAUCAUGAAACUCAUUAUGGUGUAAGAAAUAUUACAUGUAGAUGGGUAAGACUGUCUUGAGCACACUCAUGUGAAUGACUACAUGUAUUAUCAACAUCUCAAGCACUAUGGCAACAAAGGAAAUGUGUAUUUAAAUACAAAUUUGGUGUAUCAUUAAUUUUAAAAUCUCAGUAUUUAUUAAUGUAUGUGCAUGUGCUAUUUAUGUUGUUAAUACUUUUGAAUUAUUUAUUUUUAUAGGGUACUUUUAUCCUCAGGUCCUAAUGUAAAAAAGUUUAAUAUAUAUUUUCCAUUUUAAAACAUUACACACUUUUUCUCCUAAGUGAGCUAUUGUAAAUGUUGAGGGAGCAUUAACAAAUAAAUAAUCCUUAUUCUGUGUGGUAAUUAUGAUUUUUUUAUUAGGUAAAUUACUCUCUAAGCUCAAAAGGCUCACCAAGUAAGACAAUAUAUGUGUGUUCUUAAUGCUCAGAAUUUAUUUAUGUAUUUACGUAUUAACAUUAAGAUAUAGGCGAUUUAAAAAUAUUAUCAGUAUGCACAUAGUACAUUGUAUUGGUAAUUUCUUGUUAAAAUCACACACACAUACGUAUUUACAGAAAUGACAAAACACAUGAUGGCCCAUUAUACCUGACCCUUGUGCUGUGGCUAUAUUUAUAAUAAGACAUCCAUCAGUUCUGUGGGUAUUUAUAAUAAGACAUCCCUUAGUUCUGUGGUUAUACUUGUAAUAAGACAUCCAUCCCAAAUUCUAUGGUUAUACAGUAUUUAUAAUAAGGCAUUUCUCAGUUCUGUAAUUUUGUUUAUAAUGAGACAUCUCAGUAUUGUGGCUGUAUUUAUAAUAAGACAUCCCUCAGUGCUGUUCCUGUAUGUAUAAUGAAACUUCCUUCAGUGCUAGAGCUAUAUUUAUGAUGAGACAUACUUAUAUAUAACAUAAUACUGUAUAUAUAAUAUAUUUUGUUUACGAUACAAAGACAUUUAGUUAAAUCUUAAACAAAGAAAAAUCUUGCCACAGGAUUUGUUUGGCAUUUUUACAAAGCUGUACACAGACACAAACUUUUAUGCUGGUGAACAAAUGUGGAAAAGUACACUUGGCUGUUUGCUUUUACACUUGCUGAUUCAAGGGAAACAUUGUAGAGUAUAUUUUACUCUUGCAUAUUUUCUAAUAUAAUAAGCACAGUAUUAUGUUACUAUUUAUGAAUGAUACCAGUGGCUUACAUAUUGUACAAUUUUUCCAUUCUUUUGUUUCUUUGACAAGUAAUUAAAUUGCUUUGUAUUACUACAAAAGAGAAUUAGAUUAUUCCAACUGCUUGAUAUUGAUUACCAUCUGUUGACAACAGAGGUGAUACUAUGACCUGGGUGCUCUAUUCUGGUUGCUCUAUACUGAUAGCCAUGUAGUAACUUGAAUUAUUUACGCAUCCAACAGUCUAAGUGUUUUUAGCAUCUUUUAAGAAUAUUUGCUUUAGUAAUAAACAAAAGGUAAUGUAGUUUAGGUCAUCACGAAUAUGUUACUAAGAUUUUUCUCUAGUAUAAAAAUACAAGAAUUUAUUUAGGAGAGAAAUACUAAUAAUAAUUGUCUAUAAGACCUAACUAAUGAAAUGUAGGAUAUUUUACUAGAUGAUACUUAGGGUUUUUGGAUCAAAUAACUUUAAAGGUCUAUACUGUACAUUCAAGUAAACUACAAAUAUAUAUUCAAAGGCAAAACAUCAUCAGUGUUGUAUGCUCCAAAUUAUUUUAUGAAAACAUCUUGCAUAAUAGCAUACAAAAACAUUUAUUGAGAAGAAAAUCAAUAUUUUAUAUUCAUUGUCUAAACUACUUUAAAUUUUUUUUUAUUUAAAUGAGUGCCACUUCAGAAGAAAAGCCAUAUCACUGUAGAGUAUGUCUAAAAGACUUUAAAUAUAAAUCAUUGCUAAUAACACACAUGAGGAUUCAUACAGGUGAGAAACCAUAUCACUGUUCAGAGUGUCAAAAUGGUUUUUCACUAAAAGCAAAUCUAAUAAGACACAUGAGGAUUCAUACAGGUGAGAAACCAUAUCACUGUUCAGAAUGUCAAAAAGGCUUUUUAAACAAAUCACAUCUAAUAACGCACAUUAGGAUUCAUACAGGAGAGAAACCAUAUUACUGUUCAGAGUGUCAAAAAGGUUUUUCACAAAAAUCAAGUCUAAUAACACACAUGAGGACUCAUACAAGAAAGAAACCAUAUUACUGUUCAGAGUGUCAAAAAGGUUUUUCACAUAAAUCAAGUCUAAUAACACACACAAGAAUUCAUACAGGAGAGAAACCAUAUUACUGUUCAGUAUGUCAAAAAGGCUUUUUAAACAAAUCAUCUCUAAUAACACACAUUAGGAUUCAUACAGGAGAGAAACCAUAUUACUGUUCAGAGUGUCAAAAAGGUUUUUCACGUAAAUCAAGUCAAAUAACACACAUGAAGAUUCAUACAGGAAGUAAAUCAUAUCACUGUUCAGUGUGUCAAAAAGUUUUUUUGCUAAAAUCAAAUCUAAUAAGACACAUGAGGAUUCAUACAGGAGAGAAGCCAUAUUACUGUUCAGUGUGUCAAAAAGGUUUUUCACAUAAAUCAACUCUAAUAACACACAUGAGGAUUCAUACAGGAGAGAAACCAUAUCACUGUUCAGUGUGUCAAAAAGGUUUUAAAAGUACAUCAAAUUUAAUAGCACACAUGAGGAUUCAUGCUGGAAAGAAGCCAUAUCACUGUUCAGAGUGUCAAAAGGACUUUUCAAGUAAAAUAAGUCUAAUUCAACACAUGAGGAUUCAUACAGGAGAGAAGCCAUAUUACUGUUCAGAGUGUCAAAAAAGUUUUUCACAAAAAUCAUCUCUAAUAACACAUAUGAGGAUUCAUACAGGAGAGAAACCAUAUCACUGUUCAGAGUGUCAAAAAGGCUUUUCACAAAAAUCAAUGCUAAUAAGACACACAAGGGUCCAUACAGGAGAGAAACCAUAUCACUGUUCAGAGUGUCAAAAAGGCUUCUCACAUAAAUCAAGUAAAAUAAGACACAUGAGGAUUCAUACAGGUGAUAACCCAUAUCACUGUUCAGAGUGUCAAAAUGGUUUUUCACUAAAAGCAAAUCUAAUAAGACACAUGAGGAUUCAUACAGAGGAGAAACCAUAUCACUGUUCAGAGUGUAAAAAAGUUUUUUCACAAAAAUCGGCUCUAAUAAUACACAUGAGGAUUCAUACAGGAGAGAAGCCAUAUCACUGUUCAGAGUGUCAAAAAGGCUUUUCACAAAAAUCACAUCUACUAAGACACAUGAGGAUUCAUACUUGAGAGAAACCAUAUCACUGUUCAGAGUGUCAAAAAUACUUUUCACAAACAUCAAAUCUAAUAAAUGCAAGAGGAGUCAUACAGUUUAAAUGCAUUUGAAUAUUGUGUCUAAAAUGCUUUUCAUGUAUACCAAGUACAGUAAGACAUAUAAAGCAUGAUAGAAUUUACAUUUAGUUAAUCUUAGUAGUUGAUAGAGUUCAGAAGUGAUUCAGUAACAGCAGUUUCUUUGUGUCGAGUCAUUUUCUGCACCUUAUUUUGACUUAAUUCUGGAAUGAGUUUUGUUGCUCUGAUAAGCUUUCUCCAAAGCAAAUAUGGGCCUCCUGAAGAGCAAGCUUCAUGUGGAUACAGUAGUCCCGAUGGAGGUUAAACCGGUAACUAGUUCGGUUGAAUAGCCACUUUCUUUUCUUUGAAGUCAAAGGUUUGUUUUUAUUAUUCCUAAAGUAAUUUUUUCUUCAGCUCCCACCCCUCCCCAAGUGCUGGAGGUUUGGGCAUGAUGCCCUCCGCUGCUCUGGGACUGUCUCUCUCUGUCCUUUGUGUGGGGGCGAAGGUCACUCUUAAGUCGGAGUGCACUUCUCCUCAGGCUCGUUGCCUCAA
This is a messenger RNA of Procambarus clarkii (red swamp crayfish), 4268 nucleotides long. Its product is annotated as zinc finger protein 84. Lineage: Eukaryota; Metazoa; Arthropoda; Malacostraca; Decapoda; Cambaridae. Gene Ontology annotation, molecular function: RNA polymerase II cis-regulatory region sequence-specific DNA binding; DNA-binding transcription factor activity, RNA polymerase II-specific. The record is from RefSeq and is a predicted model, not a curated record. Gene Ontology annotation, biological process: regulation of transcription by RNA polymerase II.